Messenger RNA from Ceraceosorus guamensis, 1547 nucleotides. RefSeq names its product MFS general substrate transporter. The record is from RefSeq and is a predicted model, not a curated record. The transcript is spliced from 4 exons. Lineage: Eukaryota; Fungi; Basidiomycota; Exobasidiomycetes; Ceraceosorales; Ceraceosoraceae. Gene Ontology annotation, molecular function: transmembrane transporter activity. Bases 80 to 1414 code for a protein of 444 amino acids. Gene Ontology annotation, biological process: transmembrane transport.
UACCGCCUUCAGAAGAGUCUACCGCUCUGGAGUGGGCCCGCGACGCCCGCAAUCCGCGCAACUGGACCAAGUCCACCAAAUGGGCCGCCACUUUGACAUCGUGCUUCAUGUCAAGCUUGGUUUCAAUUGCCGCUCACAAGCGGUGCCAGGUAUUUCUGAGGAUCUCGAGACACCUCAUUUGCUCGCAGUCAGUGGCAUCUCAUUCUUCACCAUUGCAGUCGCAAUUUUCCCCCUCGCUCUCGCCCCUCUGGGUGAAUCUUUUGGACGCCAAAAAGUUUACCUCGUUUCUUAUGGCGUCUUUUUCUUGUUUUUCCUGCCAAAUGCUCUAGCCCGGAACAUUCAGACGGUGUUAGUCGCCAGGUUCAUCUGUGGGGCUGCAGGCUCGGUCGGCUCAACGAUGGUCGGAGGCACGCUCGCAGACCUCUGGGAGAAAGACGAGAGAGAUGUUCCACUGGCCUUCUUUGCGCUCUCCGCACUUCUCGGAACACCUAUUGGCACCAUCGCCUUUACCUGGGCGGGCGGGAAUGUUUCUUGGAGAUGGAUCUUCUGGACUCUGUUGGCCCUGGCUGCGCCAUCUGCCGCAGUGAUUCUCCUCUUCUUUCGAAAGGAGACACUGCCUGCAGAAGCCCGGCGGCAGCUUGCUGAAGCCGCGUGCAAGGUCGACUCGGCCUCGAGAUCCUCGUCAACGACCCAAGUUCCCUUGCAGUCUCGAUCCGCUUUCAAGACUCUGCGCGAGGCGGUCAUCCGCUCGGCGCUCCGCCCACUCUACUUUUUGCUCACCGAACCAAUCACUCUGACGCUCAGCGUGUGGAUUGCAUUCGCCUGGGGUGUGCUUUAUCUCUUUCUCGAAUCGCUACCUCUCGUUUUUGCGCCAUAUGGGUUCACGUCGGACAACAUGACGCGAGGGUUGUCAUUUGCAGGCAUCGCUGUGGGCGCUCUUCUCGGUCUUGUGCUACACGUCGCCAUCUUGAAGGCUCGCGGAGUCGCGAGCACUCCAGAGCAGCGUUUACCAAGCGCCUGUUUCGGAGCUCUUCUGUUCUCGUUCGGCUUCUUUGUCCUCGCUUGGACCGCCCGGCCUGAUCAGAUACCCUGGAUUGUGCCUCAAAUUGGCACAGCCAUGACCAUGACGGGCCUCUUCCUGGUUUACACAUGCAUCUUUAGCUACUUUUCCGACUGCUACGGCGCUUACAGCUCUUCUGCGAUUGCGGCUCAGAGCUUCCUGCGCAAUAUACUGGCCACAGCAUUCCCCCUUAUAGCCGAAAGGAUGUACCAGCAACUCACGUAUCCAUGGGCAUCGAGUCUGCUUGGUUCCGUCGCCCUCGUCUUGGCUCUCGUGCCGUUUCUGCUCAUGUGGAAGGGCCAAGCCCUGCGCAAAAGAUCUCCCUUUGCCCAGUCGGAGAUUGGCAAAUCGUGAAACCAGGCCGCUCGACCCGCUUUAUUCGUGAUUGUUGGUGUGUCACACACAGCGCCAAUGAAGCCCCAUGACGAAGGCAAGGAUGAGCGGGAUCAGAGCCGAUCGACCGGCAGCUGAGCAGCUGAUCGAUUUA